This is a messenger RNA of Cetraspora pellucida, 264 nucleotides long. The record is from the annotation of a GenBank genome assembly. NCBI's taxonomy places the organism in Eukaryota, Fungi, Glomeromycota, Glomeromycetes, Diversisporales, Gigasporaceae.
AUGUCUCAAACUCAAAAAAAUAAUAAGAGUAAAUCAGUACCUACUUUAGAAAAACCCUCAAGUUUGAUCAAUGAAAAUGCUGAGGCCUUUAGAGAUGCCAUAGCAGAAGUAGCCCAAGAUGACAUUAUUGGAACCAACAUUCAAGAAAGAAAAAAAGAAAAAGACUCUACCAACCAAUUAUUAGAUAACCUCAUACAAAGAAUGCAACAAAUAUUAACUACUACCCUUGCUGCAAAAGCUGAAAUCAAUACCCAACCUGCCUGA